Molecule: messenger RNA, 5341 nt
Organism: Hippocampus zosterae (dwarf seahorse)
Lineage: Eukaryota; Metazoa; Chordata; Actinopteri; Syngnathiformes; Syngnathidae
Gene: perm1b
Product: PPARGC1 and ESRR induced regulator, muscle 1
Exons: 3
Coding region: 1143-3905 (920 amino acids)
Biological process (GO): regulation of DNA-templated transcription; response to muscle activity
Cellular component (GO): nucleus; cytoplasm
Source: RefSeq, a predicted model, not a curated record
AAACCAAAGUAAAUUAGAAGAAAGACACUCACACACCACAAACACACAUUCAGGCACAGUGAAAUCGCGUUGAUCACACAGUCAACUCAUGUGCGUUGACUUUUAUGGUUAAACAAUAUUUCGGUACCGUUAAAAUGACGCCACGGAAACAACAUGCUACCGGUAACGAUUGUUCCCGUGAAAUCCUCAGGCUUGCCGUAUUUUUUUUUGUUUGUUUAUUUGUUUUGACUGAGAAAUUUCCUUGCGUCCCAAAAACCCACAUUAUUUGGAACUGUGCGUCCCGUGGGCAAAUUAUGCGUCUCGGACGCGGGACGCAGAGGUAAUGAGAUGGCUGAAUCUCUAAACAUUCUCUGAGUACUACUAUUAUUACCACUCCCACUAAUACUACAUUAAUUAAUUAAAUACCUUCAACUUCAUGAUAAUAAUUAAAAAUAAUUAAAUCAACCAUGAUUUUAAACUAUGUAUUAUCAAUAUUCAUUAUUCCAAACAUGAGAAAGCAUUCAGCAAACAUAACUGGAAUCGGCCAAAAGGACUCCAAAUCCCAACGGCCAAACCCGGAAGUGAAGUGUCAACAUUUUUGACUCCAGCUGUAACGCAAAUUACGUGGUUCAAACAAACAUUCUAGUGCGACCGCACAAACGUGACGACUGCGCAAAAAUAACUAAAUAAAAGACACUCCUGUUACAGAAAGGCUUUACACGCUAUUUAAACUGCCGAUCGCGAACGGAACGAGCCGUGAUUGAAACUAACUGUGAUGCCGCUCUUUACACGUUGUACUGACUGUCAGCGACAGCCCCGCCCCUCUUAAUGCGCCAGACAAAGUUAUCAACGUGGGUUUCCCGGGAUGGAUUUUGUUUGAUUUCUUUGUGAUUUUUGCGGUCCUCUGGCCCACUUUAUACCUGUGGAUGAAGGAUUAGGGGCUCUAAUACCUCGUUGUAUCCGAGGACCGGCAACCCAAGGCCAAGGCCAAGGACUUGACUCCAAGUCAGAGGACCAAGGACCGCCCUUCGGUCCUCAAGCCGGUCCUCGAGGCCGAGGACCGGCUUGAGGAACACAUCACUGACAAAUGGGCAACCAAAACACUUCCAGAGUGACCUUUGCGUCGCCAUUUCUACUCCCAGGAAAGCAUGUGAGCUGUUGGAAUGGAUGACUUGGAUCACAGCAUGCGCAUCGCCGAGGAGGACUGGUUCAACUUCUGCCAGGAGAGCAAGGAGUGCUGUGUGCCGCAACCUCUGCUCGCCUGUCCCGAGGGCCUCCGUUGUUCCGACCGCUCGGUUCCAGCCACUCAGUCGCCGCAGAGCUUAGAAGAAAAUAGAACAACUUGUGUUAAACUGGAGCUCGUUCAGGAUGUCGUAGAAGAGGAUACAGCUGAGGACAAUAAAGCCCAAAUAUGUAAUGAUACAGGAAUUCCUCUUUUCAGUCGGGAGGUGCCUGUAACAGAGGAACGCAUCCCCGAAGAGAGCCAAAAGAGUGUCAUACAGACACCGGAGGUCAAUGACGUCGCUAGGUCACCGCCGACUGAGCGUGAAACAAAAGUGAGAUGUCUGGCUCAGCCUGGCAGCAAAUUUCCUCCAAGAGAGGAGAAGGAGCGCUGGUUUGUGACAUUGUCGGUGAAUGACAGUCCAGUGUCGCGCCUGGCCAGUGCAAUUCCAAGGGGAAAAAAAGCUCCACUUAAAAAAAAAUGGCGCACACCCAGGCGGGAGCCUCAACACAAUGAAAGUGCGCUGAAUAAAAAUAUCAACGCAACACCAAAUCAAAACAGAAGCAAAGAACGAGUCGGGCAGAAACCCUCUUGUGGUUCCGUCCAAAACGUUUGUAUGGAAACCAGGCAUGAUGGCGAUAUAAAACGAAACGACAGACAAAGACCUGAAGGUAUAACACAUGACCGUGAAGACGGAACAAUAGAAGAUAUUCAGCAAAACCGCCACGAAAGAACACAGCUUGUCGAUAUAGUCCAAAACAAGAAAGCAGAAACCUUGUACGAUGGCGAUAGAACGACACAUCAAGAUGACAGCAUGCGGCAAGACAAUGUCGAAGAAAGCCUACAAGGUGACGAUAUGGUGCAAAACAACAACGAAGGAGCCUUACAUGAUGACGGCGCGCCGAAAAACGAUAUCGAAGGCACCCCGCAUGAUAUUUUUCCUUUGGAGAAGGUGGACUCAGAUGAGUUUGUGGACUGUGUUGAAUUCUUCACCCUUCCCAGUUCUGGUUCUGAACUCUAUCUUUCAGCUUCUGAAUCAGUGGCUCAGGAUCUCUUUGAGGAGGACUCCGUUGAAAAUCAACCAAGACCGUUCCCGUCCUACUCCUCAUCAUCAUUACCACACAACUGUGAUCCAAUUCAAAGUUCUGGUGUGAGGAGUCUGCAGGCCAGAGAAUCAGACGACGACAGUGGAGGUUCUAAUAAAGCUUUUGUUGAGCCCACGUGGGCGUUUCCACCAUUGAUGGGCCAAAGAGGUGCCACAGCUCCAGCUGAGAGCUCCACCCAACAGAAAGCAGAUCUGCCGCGGGUCCAAACAGAACCUCACCUGACAGGAUGCGGUGUCGACGGUCCUCGGUCGGUUCCUGAUGUCAUCGUCACCCCCGUGGCCGACGGCCCCGAAGCGUACGCCCAGGCUGCGGGCCGCGCGCCGUGCGUCUACGCCAUCUCGGACUUCUGGGACGAAAUGGAAAAAUUAACCAUCAAUGAUAUUUUACAGCUGAGGAUGACGAGAAGCCCGCCUUCCACUGAGACAUCCGAUGUCCCGUCGCAAAGCGGUUCACUUGCGGACCCCAACGAGCUUCAUUUGACAGAUGGAGGCCUCACGGAUGCGUCCGACGCCGCUGACUCGGAUUAUUUUACACAGCCAGACGACUCCAAGGUGGACAGAUCCAGUUGGGAUUUCUCUGUGUGUGACUUUGAAGAUGACUAUUGGCAAUUUUUGGGCAUGAGUAGGAACCCCAGUCCUGAUCUGAGCUGCAAAACCCAACGGGAGAAAGAGGAAGAGGGAGAGGAAGAGGAAGGGGCAACUGGACUCCAGACCCCAGUACCAGUCGAAGACUCCGCAAGACAAAACCCAAUGCCCAGAGCGAUGAUGAAAAACAAAAGUGUGCAGAAUAUACGAGCUCUCAACACGGAGGAUUUAUCUUUGCAGUCACAUUUACACAAUGAUGAGAAGAAGUCCAAGAGAGACAGUCUGGGGUCAAUCGUAGCCGCACCUCUCCAAGGAGACGAUCUGGAAUUUUUCCCAGAAUCCCUCACCACAGAGGGAACGGGAAAUAGGAAUGUCAUUCUCGUCUAUGAUCCCAAAGGGACCUCACAUGCUCCCGGAUAUAAUGAUAUGAUUUGCACAUGUGAGCAUAAAAUGUUCUUCCCAACUCAGUGGAAACCCAUCCCGAUUUUCUCCUGCUCACAUCCGACCGUCAGAGAACUCCCGCUCCUCAAAAGGAAUGAUCCGUUUUUAAGCGUAGACUUUUUGGAAGAGGACGUCAUUUCGCCUGUGCGAAUUAUCUCGCGCGCUCUCCAGGUAGCUGAAUAUCAAAGUGGGAGGAGCUUACUGCCAUUCGGUAAAAUCCGCUUCCAAGACAAAGGCAGCAUCUGGUACAGGUCUGAUGGGUGGGAACUGCCGACCCAAAGUGAGGAGGGCCGUGUUGUUGUUCCCACGGUAGAAGGAGUUUCCCUUCAAGCACUUGAGCAGCAGAGGAUCGUGGGAACAAUGCAGAGACCAGUGCGAGUGGGCGUCUUGUCUGCGCUACAGCAGUCUGACAUGUGUUUGGUCUGCAUCGCAUUUGCCUCCUGGGUACUUGCAUCAUCAGAUCCAGAGUCUGCUGAUGCCUGGAAAGCAGGUAGGAGACACUUCAUUAGGUACACAUACUCAAGUCUCACGAGAGCUGUCUCCAGGUGUGUGAAAUCCAGGUCCAGAAAGUAAAAACACACUCAAACGUUUUUAGAUCACAGACACUCAUCGAUGACGUGACAUCACUUUGAGCAUCAUCGAGAGAUAAUAUCUGUCAGACAGAGUGAAGGCUCCGAGAUCUCAGACACAGUUGUCAAAGUCAAGGUCCGGGUACCAGAUCUGGCCCGCCACAUCAUUUUACGUGGCCCGCGAAAGCAAAUCAGGAAUGUUAAGUUCCAUGAUGCUUGCUAAAGUCAGAACCAACGUUUCAAAUUGUCACAUGUAAUCCACAAUAACGGUCAUUAUUCUUGACUUCUGAUUUUUAAACUAGUUAUCCACCAAUUUGUCGUGCACUGUGUAUGUAAUAUGUGGAGGUGAUUAAACAUUGAUAUGGUUUCCCAAAAUUCACGGCCCUCCAAGGGAAACUGUAACCACAAUGUGGCCUGCGACAAAAAUUAGUUUGACACCCCUGUCUCAGACUGAAAUGCAUCAGUUCCGCAAUACAAAGAAAUUAAAGAACACAUUUAGAAAAAAAAGAGGAUAAGCAAUUUGGGUAAUGGCUGGAUAGACGUAAAACAAAGCGAUUCAAAUCAAUUGUUACUGUCAAAAGGUACAGAACCAGAUAUUAGGUUUCGGACAAAUGACUUUUUCACCGAGACCACCAAGAUUUUAGAUUUUUUUUCCCUAAAAUGCAUCUUAUAUUUUAUUUGUUAUUAUUUUUGUGAGAUAUUCAAAUUGGUUUGACGAUCUGAGACUUUAAGUGUGAUACAUGGGGGGUCUGAAAUGAGUAAAGGGGAAACUAUUUUUCCGUGGCAUUCUACAUCUUAUAUCUGCACAACAAAAAUAAUCAAAUGUGCAAUCUCUUUUCUAGCUGUGCUUGCAAACGUGAGCGCGCUAUCAGCAAUCCAGUACCUGCGACAGACCAAGUGAAGAUGAAGAAUCCUCAGCAUGGCAUUACGUUAUGUAAUUACAGUCAUGUCAUUUCCAGUCAGUUACGCACGGGUCCAUCCAUAAAAUAUAUUUAUUCCACCUAAUGUUCAAUCAAAAUCGUGUGACAGCGUUUCAAGGUUAACAGCAUUUUGAAACUAGACGCCAGUAAAUCUUAUUAUGAUAUUGUCAAUUUAAAGAAUUAUGACCCGUUCCAAGGUUUGAAUAAUGAUUGGCUGGGUAUGUGAAAAAAAGAAAAAAACGAGGAUGAAUAUAUAUUUUUUUGUGUGUCGUUUCAUGUGACGUAAGCAAGUUUAGUCUGAAAUUUGCACAAUCCUACCCAUUGGCCAAGUAAGCCGUUCGUAAUACCUGGACCAUUACUGGGCAGCUGUAGACACGCUUAGCGAUGGCAGCAGAUUGUGGUUUUCACGACAAGCAGCGUCGCCCAGUCGAAAACGGAUUGAAUGAUGGAUGCCUAAAAGUGUGAAAGAUACUGUAAACAUAGAGUAUAUUUUUGAAAAAUAAAAUGAAACAAAUGUGAA